AUGCGCAGGGGCGGGAUACUAGCGGGGAUAAUGUUCGUGUCGACGGCAGCGCGGUGGCCGGGGGCCGCCUGGGCGGGGUCGAUUUUGGAUGUGUGUGGCGGGAGCACGGCGGGAUGCAGCGCAGACGGGGACAUACACAAUGCGUUGCUUGACCCGGUGUUGGCGGCGGCGCAGGAGUUGGCGCUCCGGACGUUCUACUGCGAGGGCGAUCCGUUCAGCAAAAUUUACGUGCGGUUAAAAGCGCUCGAGCUUACGACGACGCCGGAGGACAUCAAGCGGAUCUUGGAGACCUGGCCGCGGUGGGGGCUUCGGGGCGCGGGCGCGGCGAACGAGUCCACGCUGUACGACGCGAUUUUGAGGGAGGCGCUGGAGGCUGAGGUGGCAGACCUCGUGGCGCGCGAGGAGGCGGGGGAGGCCGACGCGGCGCUGCUGGGCGGCGCCUGGGACUUCGCGCAGGACAUUGCGCUGUUCGAGCGACCGAUCAUGGAGGUCGCGGCGGCGUACGUCGACGCGCUACGCGGCUUGAAGGCGAUCCUACAGGAGCCCGGGAACGUGAACACAGACGUGGUCCGGGCCUGGAUCAACGACUGGUUUGUCAAGUCUCCGAUGAUGUUCCGUCUCGCCUUGCUCCAGAUAAAGAGCUCUGCAAAGCGCAUGGCACUCGAACGGAAAUACAGGCGGUACUACCUCCAGCGCAUUCUCACUGGCGCCUGGUUUUACGUGGAUAUAACGCACGCGGCGCAGCGGUUAUUUGGGGAAUAUCGCACGGGCUUUGAUGACGUCUAUCCCGAAGUGUACAACAAAUUCUUGCACAAUUUGAAUAGCUCGUUUGUGGAGGAGUUCAAUAGCUUCUACCGUCGUCCCAACUUCGCCUCCGAAUCGCCCACCGAUGGUGAUCCACAAGAAAUCAUGUUUAGGAUGCUCGAGUACUCACUCAGGGGAGUCUUCGCGCUAAAAGAGCCGAUGGCGACCUGUUUCCUUGGAGUAGCAUUCGUAUCUGCCCACGAUGAAUGUUAUAAGUGUAUUGUAAAUACGAGCCAACGCGAGUUGGUGCUUAUGUAUAAACUUAUAACUAUGUACAUGUCAAUGAAAACCAAAUCAAGUUAA
Messenger RNA from Eremothecium gossypii ATCC 10895, 1107 nucleotides. Its product is annotated as AER018W-Ap. The record is from RefSeq and is marked provisional. Lineage: Eukaryota; Fungi; Ascomycota; Saccharomycetes; Saccharomycetales; Saccharomycetaceae. The transcript has a single exon. Bases 1 to 1107 code for a protein of 368 amino acids.